UGCAACAGAGUGACUUACACUGUCAGAACCAUCUGUGCCUUCAGAGGCUCAUCAGUGGACAUUUCUUGCACAUACAACAGUUUUGGAUCUGUCACAUCCAAGUUCUGGUUCAGUCCUGAACGUAGCCAUCGUUGGCAGCGUUCCUCACAGCCUGAGGACCUUAGUAGAGACUCCCAGUAUGCAGGUCGUGUCCAGGUCCUCGAGACAAAGACAGGACGCUCCACUCUGAGAAUCACUGACCUGAGAGAGAGCGACUCAGCCCAGUAUCGCUUCACAUUCAACCUAUCAAACUUUGAAUUUGGGAACAGUUUACCUGGUACAACUCUGACUGUCACAGAUCCAGCUUUGCAGGUGGUCAGAGUAACAGCCCAUCAGUCUCAUACUGAGGUAGAGCUGAAGUGUCACAGCCGCUGUAGUCCAGCUGCUCGUCCUUCCUACGUGUGGUUCAAGAAUGGAAAGGAAAUCAUGAACCAGCAAAGUUUUUCUUACACAGGCCAGUUUGAUCCUGGAGAUGGUUUCUCUUGUGCUUUGAAAGGACAUGAGGAUCACGCCUCUCCCUCAGUGUAUCCUCCAAAGCCUCCUUCAGUGUCAGUGAGUCCCUCUGCUGAGGUAGAGGAGGGCAGCUCAGUGACUCUGACCUGUAGCAGUGACGCUAACCCAGCAGCUAAUUACACCUGGUACAAGGAGAAAGAAGAGUCACCAAAAGCUUCAGGACAGAACUUCACCAUCACUGACUUCAGACCUGAACACAGUGGGAAUUAUUCCUGUGAAGUCCAGAACAGAAGAGGACGUCAUAGCCCCACCGUACAUCUGACUGUUGCAGGUGUUACAGGUCAGCUUCCAUUCAGUUACACACACUGCAGUAGAGGAUCAUAACACGCCAUCAGGUGUAAUGCAAAUCUUGUGAAACUCCUCUUAACAUGUGCACAGUAGCCUGGCUGUGUUUGGAAAUGCAUUUUAUUAAAUCUCCCUCUGUUCUACCAAGAUAGUGUUUUAAUAAUCAUAUUAAAAUCAUUCUCGUUAGUGAAGAAGUCUGAAAACAUUGUCCAUGUGUUGUAGGGU
Messenger RNA from Monopterus albus (swamp eel), 1062 nucleotides. Its product is annotated as B-cell receptor CD22-like. Lineage: Eukaryota; Metazoa; Chordata; Actinopteri; Synbranchiformes; Synbranchidae. The record is from RefSeq and is a predicted model, not a curated record. The transcript is spliced from 3 exons. The annotation marks the transcript as partial.